Chaetomium globosum CBS 148.51 is the source of this 1404-nucleotide messenger RNA. RefSeq lists its product as uncharacterized. The record is from RefSeq and is a predicted model, not a curated record. Gene Ontology annotation, molecular function: FAD binding; Delta24(24-1) sterol reductase activity. Gene Ontology annotation, biological process: steroid metabolic process. NCBI's taxonomy places the organism in Eukaryota, Fungi, Ascomycota, Sordariomycetes, Sordariales, Chaetomiaceae. The coding region runs from base 1 to 1404 and encodes 467 amino acids. Gene Ontology annotation, cellular component: membrane; cytoplasm. The transcript has 3 exons.
AUGGAGCGCCACAAAGCCGCCGUCUCCAAAAUCGCCUCCACCGUGCGCUCGCUGUUCGCCGCCCGCGAGCCGUACCGCAUCUUCCACGGCAGCACCAACUCCACGCGGCCGCGGCCCUCUGCCUCCUCCCGCACCGUCGACAUCUCUGCGCUGCACAACGUGCUCGCCGUCGACACGGCCCGCCGCGUCGCCCUCGUCGAGCCCAACGUGCCCAUGGACAAGCUCGUCGAGGCCACCCUGCCGCACGGCCUGGUCCCGCCGGUGGUGAUGGAGUUCCCUGGCAUUACCGCGGGGGGCGGGUUUGCGGGCACCGCGGGGGAGAGUAGCUCGUUCAGGCAUGGGUUUUUUGAUGAGACGGUGAAUCGGGUGGAGAUGGUGAUGGCGGAUGGGGAGGUGUUGGAGGUGACGCCUGGGGGGGGAGAGGGCGGAUUUGUUUCGGGGGGCGGCGGGCGCGGUGGGGACGCUGGGGAUGACGACGCUGUUGGAGGUGCGGUUGAUGGAGGCGCGGAAGAUCAUGGUGUGGUGGUGACGGGGCAGUUGACCGAUGAGAUGCCUACUGCGGGGGAGAAGGUGCAAACGUUUAGCGGGCCGUGGGAUCCGUGGUUUUAUCUCCAUGCUAAGGAGAAGACGGCGCCCGAGAAGGGCGUGGCGGGCGCCGCGCCGGUGGAUUAUGUGCCGCUUGCCGAGUACCUGUUCCGGUAUGAUCGGGGAGGGUUCUGGGUCGGGGCCGCGGCGUUCCAGUACUUCAAAUUCGUGCCGUUCACCAGGUUCUUCCGCUGGUUCCUCGACGAUUUCCUCCACACGCGCAUGAUGUAUCGCGCGCUGCACGGCUCUGGCGAGAGCGCCCGGUUCGUGGUGCAGGAUAUCGCCAUGCCGUUUGAGACGACAGAACGGUUCGUCGACUACACCUCGUCCGAGCUCGACAUCUGGCCGUUGUGGCUCUGCCCGCUCAAGAAGCGUGGCCCACCAACCUUCCACCCGUUCACCACUUUGCCCGAGGGAGUCGAGAAGAAAGAGGAGGAUAUGAUGCUCAACGUCGGUGUCUGGGGCUGGGGCCCGUCGGACUCGGCUGAGUUCGUCAAGAAGAACCGCGAGCUUGAGAACAAGGUGCGUGAACUAGGCGGUAUGAAGUGGCUAUACGCGCACACGUACUAUCCGCAGGAUGAGUUCUGGUCCAUGUACGGCGGUCGCGGGUGGUACGAUGCGCUCCGGGAGAAGUACAACGCCAAGACGCUCCCGACUGUGUGGGACAAGGUGCAUGUUGAUCCCGACGUCGCCGGUAAGAAGAAGCGGCACUGGCUGAAGAAGCAGCCGCCGCUGGGUGGCUUCUACGGCAUUUACAAGAGCAUACAGAGCAAGGACUACAUGAAGCAUCGCCGUGCGUUGUGGAAGUGGAAGGAUUAG